CCUUCCUCUAUAUAAAGGAGUAACGCCUUUCUGAUAUGUGUAUAUAGGAGCUAGGUUGGGAGACAAAGCAAGAUUGUCAUUAAUUCUGAGAAAAGAUCGAUGGCUAGCUUGGAAGAUAAUGAAGCAGCAAACGGGAAGAUCCUUAGCGACGCCUGGGAUUUCAAAGGCCGGCCCUCGGUCAGAACCCAGAGCGGUGGCUGGACCAGUGCCGCCAUGAUCUUAGGUGUGGAGCUGUGUGAGAGGUUGACAACACUGGGUAUAGCGGUGAACUUGGUGACAUAUCUCACGGGUACGAUGCAUCUCGGCAAUGCAGCCUCCGCUAACGACGUCACCAACUUCCUAGGCACAUCCUUCAUGCUCUGCCUUCUUGGUGGAUUCAUUGGCGACACUUUCCUCGGUCGCUACCUCACCAUCGCCAUCUUUGCUGCAGUCCAAGCCACUGGGGUAACCGUACUGACAAUAUCGACAGUGGCGCCUGGUCUGAGGCCGCCCAAGUGCGGAGACCCGGCGGGAGGAGGAUGCGAGAGAGCCAACGGGAAACAGCUUGGGGUGCUCUACUUGGGGUUGUACCUGACAGCGCUUGGAACUGGGGGGCUCAAGUCCAGUGUGUCAGGGUUCGGGUCAGACCAGUUCGACGAGUCAGAUCCGAAAGAAAAAAAGGCAAUGGCCAAGUUCUUCAGUUGGUUCUUCUUCUUCAUUAGUUUGGGGUCUCUGCUGGCAGUGACUGUGCUUGUGUACAUUCAAGACAACAUCGGGAGGGUGUGGGGUUAUGGGAUAUGCGCUGUUGCGAUACUAGCGGGCCUGGUCGUCUUCUUGGCUGGCACAUGGAGGUAUAGGUUUAAGAAGCUGGUGGGGAGCCCAUUGACUCAGAUAGCAGUGGUGCUGUGGGGUGCCUGGAGAAAAAGGGCCUUGGACCUGCCUUCUGAUCCCUCCUUGCUCUAUGAUGAUGUAGCAGCUCAUCACGAUGGACUCACCAGCAACAUCAAGCCCAAGCAGAAGCUGCCCCAUACCAAGCAUUUCCGCUUUCUAGACCGAGCAGCGAUCAUCGUGGAGGAGCAAAGCAAAUGGAAGGUAUGCACAUUGACGGACGUGGAGGAAGUGAAGAUGGUGGUGGGCUUGCUGCCAGUGUGGGCUACCACCAUCGUCUUCUGGACGGUGUACGCACAGAUGACCACCUUCUCGGUGUCACAAGCCAGCAUCAUGGACCGCCACAUCGGUCACUCCUUCCAAAUCCCCGCAGGAUCCCUAACAGUCUUCUUCGUUGGCUCCAUCCUACUCACAGUUCCCGUCUAUGAGCGCCUCAUCGUCCCUGUCGCUCGGCGGCUCACCGGCCACCCUCAAGGUCUCUCACCCCUCCAGCGCAUCGGAGUGGGGCUCACGCUCUCCAUCCUGGCCAUGGGGGCGGCCGCAUUCACAGAGCAGAAGCGGCUGAGAUCAGCGUGGUCAAACCCGGAGACAAUCCAAAAGGGGGCAGCCGUGCCACUGAGCGUGUUCUGGCUUGUGCCGCAGUUCUUGUUGGUGGGGUCCGGGGAGGCGUUCACGUAUAUUGGGCAGCUGGACUUCUUUCUAAGGGAGUGCCCCAAAGGGAUGAAGACCAUGAGCACAGGUUUGUUCCUCAGCACGCUGUCCCUCGGCUUCUUCGUCAGCUCUGUGCUGGUGACCAUCGUCCAUAAGGUCACGGGGGAGAGUGGGCAUGGUGCGUGGUUGCCCGACGACUUGAACCGUGGCAGGCUCUAUGAUUUCUAUUGGUUGCUGGCCAUGAUCAGUGUCGUUAACCUCGGGGUCUUCUUGGUCUGUGCCAAGUGGUAUGUCUACAAAGAUUGUAGGGCCGGCACAGCCGUAGGGGAUGACAGCAUCAACGGAUCCGUGGAGCUAGCCGAGGCCGAGGCCUGUUACCAUUAAUAAUGAUAUACAUAUUACUACAUAUCUUUUU
Messenger RNA from Dioscorea cayenensis subsp. rotundata (Guinea yam), 1933 nucleotides. RefSeq names its product protein NRT1/ PTR FAMILY 6.3. Lineage: Eukaryota; Viridiplantae; Streptophyta; Magnoliopsida; Dioscoreales; Dioscoreaceae. Gene Ontology annotation, biological process: transmembrane transport; oligopeptide transport; response to nitrate. Gene Ontology annotation, molecular function: nitrate transmembrane transporter activity. The record is from RefSeq and is a predicted model, not a curated record. The transcript has 4 exons. The coding region runs from base 100 to 1902 and encodes 600 amino acids. Gene Ontology annotation, cellular component: membrane.